Messenger RNA from Paramuricea clavata, 1289 nucleotides. Lineage: Eukaryota; Metazoa; Cnidaria; Anthozoa; Malacalcyonacea; Plexauridae. The record is from the annotation of a GenBank genome assembly.
AUGGAGAGAUUAAACAGCGAUUGUGGAUCAAAAGAGGUUAGUACGGUAUAUGCAUGUCAUUAACUUCAAAUAUUAACCCAUUGAGUGGCAGCACUUUCCCCCUGACGAGUAAAAUAAUAAAGUGGGGUGCAUCUGGGCACAUUGCCACUUAAUUUAAAGGGUUAAUCAACCUGUAUUUCAUCACUGACUACCUUAUGCUAGUUUGUUAUGCACAUCAUUGCAGAUUACGCAUUAUUCUGCAUAUAGUACUAUUGUAUCUAGUAAAAGAGGCACUUUAAAAUGCAUUGCCCGGGAUGGAUGGGUGAAUGCCCAGUGCAAAGAAAGCUUUAAGGAGUUUAAGGGUAUACAAUUUAUAAAUACUUACUGUAUACAGUAAAUUAAAAUUAAUAUCUUAUUUACAAUUUUCAGGCACUGCUGCUCAUGACAGACUAGAAACCACUCUUACAAAGAAAGUUCUAUUGAAUGACAUAAGAAUGCUGUCUCCAGAUGCCCAGACAAGUGCAGUAGAAGGUUUUCAUGCCACGUUAAACUUCUGGCACCCUAAGAUGCUCCACUUUUCUUGGUUAGGUACUACAUGCAGGUACAUACAGUAAUUUGAUUCCUUUGAAAUUGAUAUUAAAAAUCUAAUGUGUACAGUGCAAGCUGUAAUUAUUGAUAACUUAUCAUUUCUAUGGCAAAUAGGCACAUUCUGGCAAGUCUCCACUUUAAUGAAAAUGUCAGUAGGGAAACCAAAAAAUCUAUAAGUGGAUCAAAGUACUACAGAGUAACAUAUCCAAAGUUUAAGCUUGGUGAUGAGGUUGUAAGAGAAGUUCCAGUUUCACCGACUUAUGGUAAGAGUAACACCUUUUGGAAGGGAGUUUUAAUGAAGUUUAGAAAUGGUGAAAUAAUUUUAGUCAUACUAGUUUCAUUAGCAACAUUAGUGCUAGUGUAUAUUUGCUUGAACUCCAAGUUCUUAUUGUAUUUUUCAGGUAGACUGAUGCAACUUCACUGCAGUAUCUUCAAUAUUGGCUGGCACUAAUGUGACAUUUUUCUUAUUUAUAGGAUAUGUUGACUCCAUGAAAGAACUCUUGUUUUCUUUAAGUCGUGAAGAAAUGAAAACUAUAUUAUCAAAGUAUAUCAAGAAAACUCCAAAGCCUCUCAACUUCCAGUUUUCUGAGAAACUAUCCAAAUCAGAGGCAGUCAAGAAAUUUCAAGCUAAACAACAAAGAAACAACACCCCCCUUUUUCCACCAGGUGCAGUGCUAAUGUGCAGUACGUAUUUUGUAGUUCUAUUCCUGAAAUAUCAAUAA